Messenger RNA from Urocitellus parryii (Arctic ground squirrel), 588 nucleotides. NCBI's taxonomy places the organism in Eukaryota, Metazoa, Chordata, Mammalia, Rodentia, Sciuridae. The record is from RefSeq and is a predicted model, not a curated record.
AUGUUUUUCACAGGUGAAGUAGAAGAGAUCUGCUUUGCAACAGCGGCCUCAUUGAGGAUCCUCCUGGUGGGCAGAACAGGCAGCGGGAAAAGCGCCACAGGAAACAGCAUCCUCUGCAGGCCAGCCUUUGAGUCCAGGCUGGCCGCCCAGUCGGUGACCAAGGCCUGCCAGGGGGAGAGGGGCACGUGGAAUGGGAGGGACAUCCUGGUGGUCGACACGCCCUCCAUCUUUGAGGCAAAGGCCCACUCGCAGGAGAUGUACAAGGACAUCGCAGACUGCUACCUGCUGWCUGCCCCAGGGCCCCACGUGCUGCUCCUGGUCACCCAGCUGGGGCGCUUCACGGCCCAGGACGCGGUGGCAGUGAGGAGGGUGAAGGAGGUGUUUGGGACCCAGGCCAUGAGGCACACGAUCGUGCUCUUCACCCACCGGGAAGACUUGGGCGACGAGUCCCUGGACCAUUACGUGGUCAACACGGACAACCUGGGCCUGCGCCGGCUGCUGGCCGAGUGCGGCCGGAGAUGGUCUCCAGGGGAGCAGUCAGGCAGGCUCCAGGGGGCAUCAGAGGAAAGAGAAGACCGUGUGGAGUGA